Molecule: messenger RNA, 1096 nt
Organism: Melanaphis sacchari
Lineage: Eukaryota; Metazoa; Arthropoda; Insecta; Hemiptera; Aphididae
Product: ras-related protein Rab-9B-like
Exons: 3
Coding region: 309-962 (217 amino acids)
Biological process (GO): retrograde transport, endosome to Golgi
Cellular component (GO): lysosome; late endosome; phagocytic vesicle
Molecular function (GO): GTP binding; GTPase activity
Source: RefSeq, a predicted model, not a curated record
CCAUUGCCAAUCACUUUUCUUGUAUGGAUAUGAGAGGAUCUCAAAUCUUCAUGGUUGUAGUUGUUACUUGUUACUUAUUUGUAAUUACUAAUUAUUGUGAUAAUUAAUUUUUAUUGUUUUUAAAUGUCUGUACUGUUUGAAGUGCUUGUAGUUUUGUACAGUUGUACUGAACCAUUGAAUAUUGGAAGCAUUUCAAUGGUUUGUUUUUAAAAACUAUCAAAUUAUUAAAUUAAAUUUUAAUUUAACUACAACCAUGAUACAUUUAUUUAGUGUCACAUAAUAAUAUCAUAGUUAUAUUUUAUUUCGGUAUGAAAGAGAAAACGAUUUUGGUUAAACAAAACCCAAUAUUGAAAGUAGUCAUUUUGGGAAAUAGUAAUGUUGGAAAAUCAUGUCUUAUGAACAGAUUUGUAAGUAACAGUUUUAGUGACCAUACACUUCAUACAUUGGGUGUAGAAUUUCUUCAAAAGGACCUCGAUGUUAAUGGAAUUGUAUAUACUCUGCAGAUUUGGGAUACUGCAGGACAAGAAAGAUUUCGAACAUUACGAACCCCUUUUUAUAGAGGAACUGAUAUUUGUUUACUGACAUUUGCUGUGGACGAUAUCCAAAGCUUUAAAACAGUAGAUUCGUGGAAAAAGGAAUUCUUACAGUAUUCCAGGACAACUGAUGUGAAUUUUCCUUUUAUUGUUGUUGCUACAAAGGUAGACCUACAAGACCGAGUAAUUUCUAAAGAUGAAGCAGACAAAUGGUGUUCAGAAUAUCUGAGUGCUCCUUAUGUUGAAACUAGUUCUAAAACAGAUAUGAAUAUAGAGACUGCAUUUACUUUAGCUGUUGAAGUUUGGGCUUCAACAGAAAGGCCUUCCGAAUUAAAAAUAUCACAUACAAAUUUAGUUAAAUUAUCUAGGCCAAUUAAUGGUAGUGCUGCUUGUCCUACAGCUGAAAUUGUGUCACCUAAGUGUUGUUAAAAACGUAUGAUGUAUUAACUUAGUGUAUUUCAGCAUACAAUUUUUUUUAUAAGUAUAUAAUGAUUAGCAAUAUAUAUUACAUAUUAUUUAUUUUUCAUAAAGUUAAUUUUUGAGGUAAAAUAAAAAUAAAGAUU